AUGGCGAACUUCUGUCACAGGGACCUGGUGGCGGUUAUGGUGCAGGUACAUGGGGAGGGGCCGACCGAGGACAUGGUCCUCUGUUCGGCUUACCUACCGCAUGACUCUGCGGAGCUGCCACCCACUAGAGAGCUGCAGGAAUUGGUCAGACUGGCGCACCGGUGCGUGAACUGGAGAGUGGACCAGGAGGACUCGCUCUCCGAUCACCGGUGCAUCAGGUUUGAAAUUCAAGGCACUGCUGAGAUUGCGCAGGGAUUCGUGCGUAGAAAUCCGAAGGCCACCGACUGGGACUCUUUUAGGAGGGAACUGGAGGAAAGGCUAGAGGUCGGACGUAUGAAGCCCAGCAACAUCGAGAGGUUAGAGGACGAGGUGGAGAGAAUCCACAGAGCUCUAACCGAGUCCUUCCACCAGGCAUGUCCGAUCAGACCAUGGCAGGAGUCAGCAUGGAGGACCUUCUGCGAGGAGCUGGAGGCACUGCCACAAGUGGCCAGGCUUCGCAGGGUCUUCUCUGCCGGACACGCGCAAGGCUUGGGUGGGAUCAUACUACCUGGUGGUGUUGCUAUCACCCAGCCAGAUGAGAUACUGGAGCACCUGAUCCAGGUGCACUUCCCCGACUCUGUUAUGCAGGGGGAGGGAAUGUGCUCUGGUGUGGAGUGGGCACGGUUAGGCGAGGGCAGGCCGAUUUGGGGCCUGGCAUCGAAAAUUGUUACACUGGACAGGCUGCGGUGGGCGGUGGACUCCUUCGAGAUGUAUAAGAGUCCGGGGCCUGAUGGCAUAUACACGGCUUUUCUGCGGAAAGGAGGCCCGCUGCUUCUGCAUAGACUGCUACCAGCACUAAGGGCUUGUCUUGCUUUAGGACAUGUCCCAGGAAGAUGGCGGGAGGUCAGGGUUGUGUUUAUUCCUAAACCAGGUAAAUGCACCUAUGACAACGCCAAAGCCUAUCGGCCUAUCAGCCUGAGCUCUUUCCUACUGAAGACGCUGGAAAGGCUCGUUGACAGGCACAUCAAAGAAGGAGUGCUGACAAUGAAUCCCAUUAGCCCCUCGCAGCAUGCAUACCAGGCGGGCAGAUCAACUGAGACGGCACUGCACAGCCUGGUUGCAAAAAUAGAAAGAGCAAGGGAAAGGAAAGAGGACACCCUCGCUGUCUUUAUUGACAUAGAGGGGGCCUUUGAUAAUACCUCCUUUGGAACCAUGGAGAUGGCAGCGGCAUCCUUUGGGAUAGAGAUACCCAUCAUCAGAUGGAUCGCCGCUAUGCUCCGAAUUCUGGGCUUUUCGAACGAGGUAAAACACCUGGGAGUAUGGCUCGAUAGAAGGCUCAGCUGGAAGAAGCACAUCACCAUGCAGACGAACAAAGUCAUCAUGACUUACUGGGCAUGCAGGAGGAUGUUUGGCAACACGUGGGGGCUUAGGCCCAGAAUCGUGAAAUGGAUCUACACGGCCAUAAUGCUCCCACAGCUUGCGUAUGCUGCUGUUGUCUGGUGGACGGCAAUGAACAAAGCUUGCCAUAGGAAAACGGUAGACAGGACGGGCAGGCUUGCGAUGCUGGGAAUUACGGGGGUACUCAGGACGACCCCCACCUCAGCACUGGAGGCUCUGCUCUUUCUCCAGCCGCCCCACCUUCACAUUAAGGAGGUGGCGCUGAUCUCGGCUGCGAGAUUACGACUGCAAGGUCGAUGGAGGGAGGCCAGUAGUGGUCAUGCGGCAAUGCUCACGGCGGACAGCGACCUUCGGGGACUGCUGUCCUGGGGAGGAGAUGCCUGCGGACGGCGAUGGCACUUCCAAAAGAGUUUUAAGGUCAACCUUGGAUAUGGGGCAAACCAACUAGGGAGUGACAGAAAGUGGACGCCACCGAAGGGGCUGGUCUGGUCCACGGAUGGCUCCAGAAUUGGUAAUAGAGCGGGGGCAGGGAUCUGGUCUGAGGGACCUUCAAUUGCACGGGCCCUUGGAUUGGACCCGCAUACGACCGUGCUCCAAGCAGAGCUUGCAGCCCUGAAAGCCUGUGCCAGGGAAAUUCUAGGCAGGGGGGACAGGGGCAAGAAGAUAUACAUCUGCUCAGACAGCAGGCGUGCGUUGAGGGCACGGCUCAAGAAUGAGAGUUGCUCUCGAUUCGUCAACGACUGUACUGAGCUGAUGGAAAGGGUGGCUUCCCGUAAUCAGCUGGAAGUGGUCUGGACUCCGGGCCACGCUGGCAUCCUCGGCAACAUGGAAGCCGACGAGCUGGCCAAAAGACGUUGUCUAGAGGUUGCGCCAACAGAGCAGAACCUAGUGGGGGUGCACAUAGACUUCGUUAAGGAUAUGACCUGGAAACGAGCAGAGAGAGGGGUUGUGGAAAGGUGGCGCUCAGGAGAGGGCGCCAAACAUACAAGGACCCCUUUUCGUGAACCUACAAAACAGCUGGCGGAGACGCUGGAAGGGCUGAACAGGAUGAAACUCCGGUCUUUGAUCAGACUUAUCACUGGGCACUGGCCCCUAGCCUCAUACCUGGCAAAAAUAGGCAGAGGAAGUGACCCUACCUGCCCGAAGUGUGGACUGGCGGACGAAAACCCGCACCACUUAGGCACCAGAUGCAGUGGUCUUGACGAGAUCCGUUGGGACGUCUUUGGGACCACUUGCAUCAAGGAUAUGUAUGUUGAUAGGGACGGCAUAGAAGGGCUCUAUGAGUUUGCUCGAAGGGCCAACAUACUUGCACCUAUUGACUAG
Messenger RNA from Fopius arisanus, 2700 nucleotides. RefSeq lists its product as uncharacterized. NCBI's taxonomy places the organism in Eukaryota, Metazoa, Arthropoda, Insecta, Hymenoptera, Braconidae. Gene Ontology annotation, molecular function: nucleic acid binding; RNA-DNA hybrid ribonuclease activity. The coding region runs from base 1 to 2700 and encodes 899 amino acids. The record is from RefSeq and is a predicted model, not a curated record. The transcript is spliced from 4 exons.